UUUGUUAACGAAAUGCAUAUCUAAAGAGUGUAAGAAACGAACCCAGGUAAUCGUUCGGGUAUUCGGCAGAAAUGGGUUCAACUUCAACUUCAGCUUUCUCAGUUUCUUCUCAAAUUGAACUUCUUCACGGACCCAAAUUCUCAAGCUACAAUGUCCGGGCAUUGCCUAACUGUCGAUUUAGCAUUCUUCAGAAGAAUCACAAACCAACCUCCCAAAGCUUGUUCUAUUCAGCUGCGAAAAAUUUUCAUUCCCCUAUUCACAAUCCUCCCUUCUCAAACCUCUCUGAGUCCGAUAUACGUCGUUCUACAUCAACCCAGAUAAAAAUUCACAAACAUUACGUUGAAAGAUUUGUGGGUUUUCUUGUUGGGUCAUUUAUCUUCAUGGGUUGUUUUAAUGUAAGAUAUGCAAGGGCAUUGCCUACUCAGACAAGCAGCAAAAACCCAACAAUGGCUGAAAAAUCUCAAGCUCUAGAGGAGGAUAGUGAAGAGGAGAUGAGGGAGAGGAUCUUGGAGCAUGAUCCAAGUAAUAUUGAUACUCUGAAAGCUGUUUUGUACGGGAAAAUGAGGAGUGGAAAGACAGAGGAGGCUAUUAAGUACGUUAAGAGGUUGAUUGAUCUUGAGCCGGAUGAGGUUGAAUGGAGGCUUUUGUUGGCUCUUUAUUAUGAGACAUUCGGGCAGCUGGACACGGCUAAAACAUUGUUCAUGGAAAUUCUGGAGAAGAAACCACUUUUGGUUAGAGCUCUGCAUGGUCUGGCCUUAGUGAUGCACAAGAACAAUGAAGGUGAAUCUGUCUUUGAGAUGCUCAAUAAGGCUCUAGCUAUUGCUCGUGAUGAGAAAAAACUUACUGAGCAGAGGAGCAUCGGGAUAUUAAUUGCUCAAAUGCAUGUUGUGAAGGGGGAACUAGAAGAGGGCUUGAAGAAGUUUCAAGAUCUUGUCGAUGAAAACCCAAGGGAUUUUCGACCCUAUCUUUGCCAGGGAAUUAUAUACAGUCUGCUGGACAAAAAAAAGGAAGCGGCAGAGCAGUUUGAGGCAUAUCGGGCCCUUGUACCUGAUGAAUUUCCUCAAAGGGAAUUUAUUGACGACGUCGUGUUGGCAGCUAUGACUGCAUCUCGGGAACAAUUUCAGAAGGAAUUUGAUGCUGAAUUCAUGCACAAGAAGUGAAGCCAAGAAAAAAAGGUUCUCUGGUUAUUAGUUUGAGAGUGUUUCAAAUGUGAUCAUACCUAUGUCAAUGCAGCCGAUCCUACUAAAACUCUAUAGUUAAGCCUGCUUGUGCAGCCAUGUCAAGCAGGCAAAAGUUGUUGAGUGAGGGUGUUCGUUGGCAGUGAAAUCAAGUUGUAAUUUGCUAAAAUAAAAACUGAUAAUGGAGAUGGUAUCGGGUGUUUGAUGAGAACGACCAAGAAAGACAGUACAUGAAUGGUUGCUCUGAAUCUAGUUCUUUAUUUCAAAAUUUGGUUCAGCAAUAUGAUGGAGAAAACAGACUUGAAAUGGAGAUUAUCUGGAGCUUUUUGAUGACAACAUAGAGCUCAGUGGAGGAAUGGUUGCCUCAAAAUAGCUAUUUAAGUUGAAUUUUAUGUAAAUCAGUGACUAAACAGACCUAAUAUUAUGCUGUACUCUCCCAUAGUUCUUUUCCAUUCCUGAGAGUUCUGAUGAUCUGAGUCUAGGAUUUUUAUGGUCAGUUGAUGAAACCUGACGCCAGCUUUCUUGGAUCAGAGAUCUCUAUGAUCUAUGUUCACUAAUGAGUCUUAGCCAUUGCUUUGUUCUUCAGUAGCAAAUCUCCCGAGCAGCUCAAUUUUUAGAAAAAAAAAAAGAGGGGUGGGGUGUAAGGGAAGACCUUUCUGUGCACAUAACAACAUAAGAUGUACCCUGUUUUAUUGCACAA
Molecule: messenger RNA, 1878 nt
Organism: Benincasa hispida (wax gourd)
Lineage: Eukaryota; Viridiplantae; Streptophyta; Magnoliopsida; Cucurbitales; Cucurbitaceae
Product: Tetratricopeptide repeat (TPR)-like superfamily protein
Molecular function (GO): protein binding
Source: RefSeq, a predicted model, not a curated record